AUGCUUUUGCUACCGUUCUGGAAGUUUGCGGCCAAGAAAUAUGUCGCCCGCUCAAUCCACGAAAUGGAGGACUACGUGCCAGGCAUCGUGACAUUCACCGUCGACUACUUUAGCACGCUGUUUAUCUCGGUGAGCAUGUAUAACUCGGGAGCGAUUCUGGUGUCGGUGCUGGCCGUCCUCUCAGACGCAGCGAGCUUGCUACUGGAGUAUCGAGAGCUUCGCGCGAACGCUAAUGUUCUCUACACUUUGAUUCGAGAUUACAAAGGCUGGAACCAUAAGGAACAAGCCACCGCCCGCACAAAACAAUCCCAAAGUGGUACUCUAGCUACUGGAGGAGUCGUGGACGCUGAGAGAUCGCAGAAGCUCAUCACGCAGGGGUUGCAGCUACUUUUCCACAGUAAAUAUCUGACGCUAGUCGAGUACAUCGAGUGCAUUAUUCCCGUCGUUUUCGUCGUCUACAAGUCCGUACUCCAGCUGCUACCGAACGUCGUGUACGCUCCUGGCGGCGCUGAAGGCUGGCAAAUCAGUGCAGUACUGCAACGCAAGUUCGCGUUCCCCCCACUUUUCCAGCUAGCCUACGUCCUGGAAACGCAACUCGAACUAGUUCAAACCGACGUGCUCAUCGCGACGUUGGUGCUGCUCCCGUUCGAGCUCGAGUAUUUCGGCACGGAUUUCAGCCUUCGCUUUGACUGGCUUCGGACUGGGCGUGAGUAA
Molecule: messenger RNA, 714 nt
Organism: Phytophthora sojae
Lineage: Eukaryota; Oomycota; Peronosporomycetes; Peronosporales; Peronosporaceae
Exons: 4
Coding region: 1-714 (237 amino acids)
Source: RefSeq, a predicted model, not a curated record